Molecule: messenger RNA, 3873 nt
Organism: Megalobrama amblycephala (Wuchang bream)
Lineage: Eukaryota; Metazoa; Chordata; Actinopteri; Cypriniformes; Xenocyprididae
Product: CD209 antigen-like protein C
Exons: 5
Coding region: 2998-3867 (289 amino acids)
Source: RefSeq, a predicted model, not a curated record
UUUAUUAAAAUUAUUCACAUUUUCACAGAUUCUGCAAGUGGUGCACAUACUUUUUCUUGCAACUGUAUGUCUCAAACAUCUUCACAGUGUUUUCAGCUGACAGCAUUGCUAUUCCUUUGUUGCAAACACACGAAAUAUUGGGCUAAAAGUUUAUAGUCCGGAUAUAAACACCAAUAUUGUGGCAUCCGCAAUCAAAAUGAAUAAAUUAGGCUAGCUUUGAAACUAGCUCUACGGCGCCCCACAAUUUUCCAAUGUAAAUCUGUUGUGAAAAAUGGAACUGUAGCACGAGCCAUUGGGGCAGAUUUCAGGCUGUCCCGCUUAUUUUCACAGUUGGGCUUUUCGAUUUAUUUUUUUUUAUUUUUAUUUUUUUUUAAACUUUAAAGAUUCUAAAUAAACUUUAAUGGCUGUUUGAAAAUGAGCAAAAUUGGGUUUUGAGAAACUCCAUUUAGUUUGAUGAAUAUAAAAUUUCCCAAAUAACAAAAAAAAAAAAAAAAAAAAAAAAAAAUUAUAGGCCUAUAGCCUAUAUUUUUCUUUUGGAAAAGUCAUUCAUUUGAAUGAAAUAUGUUUCCCUCAUUUGAGGGGGAACAUUUUUGGGGAGUUCUUGAUACUGUGUAACCAAUAAAACACUGACAACUUGUAAUAUUUUAGUAUUUACAAGUAUUUUACUUAUUAAUAUUUUAAUCGUCUGCUUUGUUUUCAGAAUCAUAGGAGAACUGUGAUCUCUAUAUCUAUCUCUAAAUUAUAAUAAUAAUAAUAAUACAGAUUAUCCAGUCAUAAAUUAAGCUUAAAAGAAAAUAUAAUAUAUCUGGAAAAUAUAAUAUAUAUAAUAUAUCUCCAACUUAGGUCACAAUUAGCACUAAUAUUAAGUAGUACAGUCUAGGAUGUAAAAUGUACAAUACAGACUCAGAUGAAGUCUUUAUGUAGCCUACAUUAACAAUGAUUUGGGGCAAUUAAAAUACAUUAUAAUGGAGGAUUAUGAAAAGUUUUUUUUAUUUAAAACGUGGCACUUCUCAUCAGUGUGCGAAGUUCUGCAAACCACGCCACUCUAUCAGCUGCAACCCUCCCCCCCCCCCCCCCUCCCCCGUACGUUCUGCGAUCCAUGCAACUGUGCUAUUUUGAGACAUGUAUAUGGACUAAAAUGUGCUUUUAACAUAUUAUCUCUGUAUUAAAUGUAUUUAGUUACCACUUGUAGUACACUUGAACCCAUCUUUAAUAUACUUUUAAAUACUUAUCAGAUAUAUUGCUGUAUUGUAUAUAUAUUCAACAGAAAACUGUUAAGAAAUAUUUUCUUCAUUCUCAAAAAUGUUUUAAUCUUUUUGUUCCAUUUGCUAAAUCUGAACUUGGCAAGAAAGCUUUUGUGUAUGCAGCCCUGUUUGAUUGGAAUUACCUUCAAUCGAAAUUGAACUUAAACAAUUUGCUGUCUCUGGAUCAAUUUAAAGUAGUCAUCCGGCAAAUGGAAGAUGAUUCAAUGAAAUGUAAUUGUUUUUAACUGUGUGUGUAUGGUGUAAAUCUGUGUCGAAACUAAUUGUUUUGCUGCUCAUUUUGGCCAGGCCACUCCUGUGAAAGAGAUUUUUAAUCUCAGUUUGUCUUUCCUGGUUAAAUAAAUUUUAAAUAAAAAUAAAAAAUAAAAAACAUAAGAAUAACUAAGAAAUUCAGGCAUAAACAGAACUGAUCAAACAUGUGACAAUUAUAAUGUAUUAAAACUGUGGUUACAAUUAUUCAUGAGAACAUACAAUGCAUUAUAAGGUGCAUUACAAGGAAUUAUUAAUGCAUUAAAAAACUUUUAUAAUGCAGCAUUAUAAAGAUUUUAAAUAAAGUGUUACCAAAUUUAUAUUCAAUUAAUCACUAGUGACACUAUAAUAGAUAAAUCUGUUUUAUAAAUACUCUUUAUUUGUAUUAGAUUAUUAUUUUGUCCUGUGUUUGAGUGUCUGUAUCUGAUGUUGUUCAUCAAUGUGACUAAUACAGAGGAAGUAGAAUACUGUGAUAAUGUGAACACUUAAUCCUUCAGAAGAUGCUUUUUUUUCUGGGACAACCCUGUAAAUUUGAGCAAUUUUAGUCUAUAUAACACAAACUAGCACAAGUAAGUGUAAAAGAGCAAGUGUUGGAGUAGUUUACAGGUGUUUUUCUGCAUCUGUGUUACUGAUGAGAGUAUAGAGACUCAUUGCUGUACUUUAUAUGUCUCUCUUAAUUUAGCCACUUCCUCCUAUAUCUGCUUCAGUAUCUCCAUCCACUCAGCCUCUCUUUUAACAUUUAACACUUUCUUUUCCCAGUGCUGUGUGGUCUUUCACAUCUGAAGUUCUUCAGUUCACUAUAUUCACUUUAACCUCUUCAUCACACUGCCACUUUUGCUGUCUGUACCACUUAUAACUCGAUGCCACAUUUAUCUUGUCUGUCAGGUCUUCAUGAGAAAAAUGUCAUUCAUCUAAGUAGCUUUUCGCCUCUCACAAUAGUCCAAGACUUACUGAUUUCAAAACUUUAUGUAUUAACCCAAAACUAUUCUGGCCAGAACAUCUGACUUUCCUUUAAUUCAGCCCAGAGCAGAUUCCUGAGCAUCUUGUGUUACAUUUAAGAGUCUGUGUUAUAAAUCAUUCAAACUAGGGAUGGUAAGAUUUACCUCUUUGCAUCGGUGCAUCAGCAUAAAAGUUAACCGUUAACUUUUAUGCCGAUGCACCGAUGCGAAGCAGUGAAUCUUACCAUCCCUACCAUCCCCAUCCCUUUUUAAAUUGAUGCAAUACAUAUACGGAUACAAGUGGGCAUGUGUAUCGCGAUGCAUCAUUUCUAACAUACUUGCAUCGGUAAAAAUCGAUUUAUUUGUAUAUAAUUAUUAGUAGAUGCGCUAUAAUUUUAUUAUUUAGAAAGUGAACAAUAAUUUGAUGUUUGACUCCACACAUUUCUCUUAUCCCAGUUCCGUUGUGCUUAAAUAAGUGUUGUUAAAAGCAGAACCAGGUGGCAGAGACACGGAGAGCAACUGAACUAAACGCAACAUUCAGUGUUAUAAUGUCUGACUAUAAAAGACUAGAGAUAUCUGAGGUCAUUUAUGAGUGUGUGAGCAGGACUGAGCUUCAGGACAUGGACAGACAGAGAGUGGAGAUGAUGCUGGAUAUCUGUGACAGUAUGAGAGAUCAUGACUUCAGGACAGAGAUAAACACACACCAACCACUUCAGAGUACAGGAAGUGAUCGUGUGAGGAUCAGAAGCUCCAGAGCAGCUCUAGUGUGUUUGGUGCUGCUGUGUGUUCUUCUGCUGACUGCAGUCAUAGUGCUGUGUGUCUACAUCCAUACAAAGAGCACACACUACACAGAAGAGAGAGACCAGCUACUAACCACGACUACCAACCUCACUGAAGAGAGAGAUCAGCUACUAAUCACAAUCAAAGCUUUAAAAACAGAGAAAGAUCAGAUAGAGAUCAAGAACCAAAACCUGACAAAUGAAAUGACAGUGUUAUUAUCCUUAUUAAAGAGUUACUAUGGUCUACUAAUACGUCUUCAUGAAAAGGAUGGAUGGAUUUACUUUCAAUCCAGUUUUUACUACAUUUCCUCUGAGAAGAAGAACUGGACUGAGAGCAGAAGAAACUGUACAGAGAGAGGAGCAGAUCUGAUCAUCAUAAACAACAAAGAGGAACAAGAUUUUGUUAAGAAAAUGUCUGAUGGUGCUCUAGUCUGGAUUGGUUUGACUAACAGUGAUGAAGAGGGCACAUGGAAAUGGGUUGAUGGCACCAACAUGACCUCUGGCUUCUGGAGGUCUGGAGAGUCAAAUGGAGAUACAGGACAGAACUGUGUUUUAACUUAUACACCAGGAUGGGCUGAUUAUCCAUGUAAUUAUCAUUUUAAAUGGAUCUGUGAGAAAACCAUUAAAACAAGUCAUUAAAUCACA